AUGAAGCCGCAAGUCGAGGAGAUAGAGGAUGAUUUUGCGGCAGAGGAGGAGAACAAGUUGAUCAAUGAGAAGAAUGCGCCAUAUCUCUAUGACCUCGUUAUCACGCACGCGCUCGACUGGCCCAGCUUGACUUGUCAAUGGUUCCCCGACAAAGAAUCUCCACCCAACAAGCCCUAUUCCAUCCACCGCCUCCUCCUUGGGACCCAUACCUCCGGCCAAGCACAAGACUACCUCCAAAUUGCUACCGUCUCAAUCCCCAAGCGUGACAACUCCCCAGGCUCCGACAAGUUGGACCGCAGUGACUACGAUGACGAGCGUGGUGAGCUCGGAGGUCACACAAUCCCAUCUGCGCCCCGCAUCCAGGUUAUUCAGAGGAUCAACCAUGCCGGGGAGGUCAACCGAGCGCGAUACAUGCCUCAGAAUCCUGAUUUGAUCGCGACCAAGGCCGUGACGGGAGAGGUGUUGGUAUUUGAUCGUACGAAACAUUCGAGCGAGCCUGAAAGAGGUGGGGUGUGUAAACCCGAUAUACGACUGGUGGGACAGACAAAGGAAGGUUUUGGUUUGGCCUGGAACCCAGUCAAGGCUGGUAACGUGCUUGGCGCCUCUGAGGACAUGACCGUUUGCCACUGGGAUGUAAACUCAUAUCAAAAGGGACAGUCAACAAUCCAACCGACCGCAGUCUACAAGGGCCAUACUUCCGUUGUCGGAGACGUAGACUGGCAUGCGACAAAGGAAACUGUAUUUGCCAGCGUUGGCGACGAUAAGAUGCUUAUGCUGUGGGAUACGAGGACACCCGCAGAACCAACAACCAAAAUACAAGCCCAUGACCGUGAAAUUCUGGCAGUAUCAUUCAGUCCGGCAAGCGAGCACCUACUGGUUACAGGGAGCGCUGAUAAAACCGUAGUACUCCACGACACGCGAAACCCGACGAAAAAACUGCAUACAUUUGAAUCUCAUACAGAUGACGUUCUACAUCUCGCCUGGUCGCCACACAGCCCUACAAUUUUUGCUUCCGCUUCCAGCGACCGCCGUAUAAACAUCUGGGACUUAUCCUUGAUAGGUUCUGAACAGACACCCGAUGACCAAGAGGAUGGACCGCCCGAGCUGUUGUUCAUCCACGGAGAGGACAACGUGGUCAUGGUCUGGCAGCCGACCAUGCGAGUGUGGGCUGAGAAGGAACUGGAAAGCGACGCUAUGGAGGGUAUCGAGGAAAGUGCUGCGAGUGGGUCCAAGGCGAAGGCUAGCGGAAGUAUGAGCAGCAAGAGCAUGAGUGUCAGCCCCACCAGCGACUGA
This is a messenger RNA of Desarmillaria tabescens, 1293 nucleotides long. Its product is annotated as WD40 repeat-like protein. Gene Ontology annotation, biological process: chromatin remodeling; regulation of DNA-templated transcription. Lineage: Eukaryota; Fungi; Basidiomycota; Agaricomycetes; Agaricales; Physalacriaceae. The coding region runs from base 1 to 1293 and encodes 430 amino acids. The record is from RefSeq and is a predicted model, not a curated record. The transcript has 10 exons. Gene Ontology annotation, cellular component: cytoplasm; Rpd3L complex; Rpd3L-Expanded complex. Gene Ontology annotation, molecular function: histone binding; nucleosome binding.